Molecule: messenger RNA, 1185 nt
Organism: Aspergillus caelatus
Lineage: Eukaryota; Fungi; Ascomycota; Eurotiomycetes; Eurotiales; Aspergillaceae
Exons: 2
Coding region: 1-1185 (394 amino acids)
Source: RefSeq, a predicted model, not a curated record
AUGCGUGGCAGUUGGGUAACCUUAUUCUUAUUGGGAAUUGCCCCUGUGGCAACAUGCCGCAGCAGUUACCAUUAUCACCGUGAGCCUCGGAUCUUGCUUGAUCGAGUAGGCUGGUUUAAGGGAAGGUUCGAACAAGAAUGCAGCGCCAACGAUGACUGUGUCUCCCUAUGCCAUGAUCACAACUGUAUAUGGUUAAGCAAGGAGGAGGCAGAGUAUAGUGGCAAGUAUAUCGAGCGUUUCAUGUUUCAUUUGCAAGAACGUCAUUACUACUCCCGCUAUCGCGACGCUGAGGACUCUAGAGAUGGCAAGCUUAGUUCUUACGCCCCUGGGGUAUGCAAAAGCGGUACCUGCCAUCGGAGUUGUAGCCCACGAUGUCCCGAUUUUGAAUUCUGCUCCCUCUCAGAUGGGUUAUGCAAGCCUCCACAACCCGACGGAGCGACCUGCACUAAGGGCAACGAGUGUGAGGCCUUCUGUGUCGAUGGGGUCUGCAAGGGGAGAGAACUCGGGGGUGCUUGCGAGCACAGCAAGCAGUGUGAUUCGAGAUUUUGCUUAGGGGGCAUAUGCCGUCCCGAUGAUUUAGAGGAAGGAGAUGAGUGCGACACUCACUGGGUAUGUGCAUCCAACGCCUGCCACAAUAAUCGUUGCGUCCCAGGGGAUCUCAGCGAUUAUGAGCAGUGCCAUAUCCCCGAGCAGUGCGCGUCGGGGUACUGCCCGGGUGAGUGUCGGCCCAUGGACGUGGAAGAUGGCGGCCGGUGUCACGCGGGGAUGCAGUGCAAAUCCAGACUCUGUCUACAGGGCACGUGCGGGAAGAAGGGCGUCAGCGAUAGUGGAAGCUGUCGGGACGAUGGAGAGUGUGCGAGUUACAAGUGCAUUCACGGGAAAUGUGCGAACAAGAGGUUGAACUACAACGACCGCUGUAACAAGGACAGCGAAUGCGAAACCGGCUACUGCAAGAAUAGCAAAUGUGCUAUAUCAAUCGGCCAGUCUUGGAUGGUGAUCCCUGGGGUUACAUCCUACGCCCGCUCACCUCGGGAAUUUGCAGCGGUCUUUGCAGUGCGAAUUAUGAAUCCAAAGACUGCCAAGCAUGCAUUGCACAAGGAGAGGUUUCAAGAUAUUGAUUCUCAGGCCAAUGUAUACUACUGCAAACGCUUACGACGGCCGUUACCCGGGUUAGCCAAGGAUUAA